This is a messenger RNA of Acanthosepion pharaonis, 2070 nucleotides long. NCBI's taxonomy places the organism in Eukaryota, Metazoa, Mollusca, Cephalopoda, Sepiida, Sepiidae. The record is from the annotation of a GenBank genome assembly.
AUGGCCUUUCGAGUGCGGAGUUCCAAGUACCGCCAUGUCUUUGGCAACCCAUCUCGGAAGGAACUUUGUUAUGAAAAUGUUCGCAUCACCAAAAAUGCCCAUGACAGCAAUUUCUGUGCAGUUAACCCUAAAUUUCUGGCAGUCGUUACCGAGGCUUCUGGUGGGGGAGCAUUCCUUGUUCUCCCCCUUGAGAAGACCGGACGAGUGGACAUAAAUGCUCCAAGGGUGACUGGUCAUGCUGGCACAGUACUUGAUAUUAAAUGGAAUCCAUUUGAUGACAAUGUGAUAGCCUCAGCUGCAGAUGACAACACAGUGAAAACCUGGCGAAUUCCUGAUCAUGGCUUACACAGCAACUUAACUGAAUGGCUUGUAGACUUACAUGGUCACCAACGCAAAGUGACCAAUAUUGAAUGGCACCCAACGGCUUCUAACAUUAUUCUUAGUGCUGGUAUGGACCAUAAGUGUUUCUUGUGGAACAUUGAACGUGCUGAACCAAUUAACAUAAUCAGUUGCCAUAAUGAUACUGUGUUCUCAAUUAGUUGGAACAGAGAAGGAAGUCUUUUUGUCACAACCAGUAAAGAUAAAAAGAUUCGAGUCGUGGACCCAAGAGGUGCUAAAAUUGCUGUGGAUGGAUCAGGUCACCAGGGUGUAAAAGCAUCCAAAUCAGUGUUUCUUGGAGAUACUAAUCGUAUCUUCACAACUGGCUUCUCAAAGCUAAGUGAACGACAGUAUGCAAUAUGGGAUGUGAGAAACAUGUCCAAAUCCUUACGUAUGGAAGUUGUAGACUUUUCUAGUGGAAUACUGUUUCCAUUUUAUGAUCACGACACCAAAGUCAUCUUCCUUGCGGGCAAGGGAGAUGGCAAUAUUCGAUACUACGAACUGGUUGGAGAAGCUCCCUACUGCCACUAUCUCAAUCAAUAUCAGUCGUCCUCUCCUCAAAGAAGCUUGGGAUUCAUGCCCAAACGAGGCUGUGAUGCUAAGCGCUGUGAAAUUGUUCGCUUCUACAAGCUCCACACUGCCAAAGAUAUCGUAGAACCAAUUUCGAUGAUAGUCCCACGAAAGUCUGAGCAAUUCCAGGGUGACAUUUUCCCAGCAACAGCAAGUUGUGUCCCAUCUUUGUCUGCCAAUGAAUGGGUUAGUGGCCAAAACAGGGAACCAAUUCUCAUCUCAUUGCAGGAUGGUCAGCUGACCAACUGCCCUCCAAUUACCUCUGCCAAAGCUGUUCAGAAACAGGAUGGCACACUGAACCAGGCACCCACUAUCACAACCUUCAAAGCGGUCAGCCGCCCACCAUUGGCCAGAGCCUGUACCCUGCCAACUGCUCAAGUUACCCCAAGUGUCAAUACAGAGAUCAUCAACAAGGAACCAGCUUCACUCAAAAAUAUCAAACGUCUCAGUUCAAACGAUGAAUUUGUUACCUUAUCCAGUGAUCCAAUGAAUAAUAUGUGUAACCCAGAUCCAUCAACAGAAGGCGAUGUCUUCACAACCAAUGAAUCUAUUAGCAAACCUACAGAGAAGACUAUACGAAAACCUUGGACCACUUCAACACACUCUACCACUUCUGAUGAGAGUCCUUCAAAUGGACAUCUCUCUUCAACUCCUGUUGAUCCCCACUUCAUUGAACCCACAGAAUCCAAAAAAACUGAAUAUUCUUCCAGCCAAAAGAAUUCUCAGAAAACUCCAACAGUUAUCCAAGAAUCAGAAUCUCACACUUCUGCUAAUGGGAAUUCUAUGGCAAUUCAUGCCGCCGACAAAUUAUUCAAGUCUCAUUCUCAGGUGAAUCUGACUUUAGAUUCACUGUGUGAGUCUUUACCCAAACACAGAAUCCAUGUGAAGAAGGUAUGGUCCCCAAAUCCUAAUUCCUCUCCAACCCUGGAGAAUGGCAUCCACCAAUCAGAUGCUGAGCUGCGUAAAGCCUAUUUCCAACAGGUGGAUGAAAUCAAGAGUCUGAAAGAGCAGGUUUCUGUAAAAGAUAAAAGAAUUCGCCAACUAGAGGAAGAAGUCACCUCAUUAAGGCAGCACCGAAUCACUGGAGAAGGUAGCACUACAGGUGAGGAAAGCAACUGCUGA